AUGGACCCAACCAAGUAUACACCACGCGAUACUUUUGACGUGAACGUGCUUACCACGAACGCUGGGCAGCCGGUGACGAACAACCAGUCUUCACGCACUGUGGGGCCGCGUGGACCGGUGCUGCUUGAGGACUACCACCUCUUGGAGAAGCUGGCUAACUUUGACCGUGAACGGCAACCGGAGCGUGUUGUACACGCGCGCGGUGUGACUGCCAAGGGUUACUUUGAGGUGACACACGAUAUCACAGACUUAACCUGCGCGGACAUGUUCGCGGAGGUUGGUCGCCGUACGCCGGUGGCUGUCCGGUUUUCGACGGUCAUUCACUCGCGUCAUUCACCGGAAACCUUGCGUGAUCCGCGCGGUUUUGCUGUCAAGUUCUACACUCGUGAAGGAAUCUGGGACCUCGUCGGAAAUAAUCUGCCGGUCUUCUUUAUCAGGGAUGCGAUCAAGUUCCCGGACUUAAUUCACGCGUUCAAACCAAACCCGCGGACAGAGGCGCAGGAAUCCUGGAGGAUUCUCGACUUUUUAAGCAACCAACACGAAAGCCUGAAUAUGCUCACGUUCCUUUUCGACGACGAGGGUAUCCCGAAGGACUAUCGGCAUAUGCGCGGCAGCGGAGUGCACUCGUUCCGCCUUGUAACCAGGGACGGACGCUCGACGUACGUGCGCUUCCACUGGCGCCCCAAGUGCGGUAUGGAAAACUUGUUGGACGAAGAGGCUGCCGUUGUGUGUGGUCAGGAUUUUUCUCACGCAACGCAUGACUUGAUCCGGGCAAUUGACCGAGGCGACUAUCCCGAAUGGGCGCUCUAUAUCCAAACCAUGGACCCGGCAAUGGUUGAGAACCACGUGUUCCCGUGGGGCGAUCCACUCGACGCGACGAGAGAGUGGCCUGAGAAGGACUUUCCGCUUCGCCCUGUGGGUCGCAUGGUGCUGAAUCAGAACUGCGAUAACCAGUUCUUGGAGAAUGAGCAAAUUGCCUUCUCGCCGGCACUCGUUGUCCCAGGUAUCUACUAUUCAGACGAUAAGCUGUUGCAGGGUCGCCUUUUCAGUUACGCCGACACGCAGCGAUACCGUAUUGGUGCCAAUUAUCUGCAGCUGCCGAUCAACGCACCAAAGAAUCCGUUCCAUAAUAACCAUUAUGAUGGCCAGCAGAACUGGAUGCUGCGUCAGGGCGAAGUGAACUACUACCCCAGCCGCGUAGACCCGGUGCCGGAGGCGCCCCCGGCCGCAUUCCCAACGCCUCGCGAUGAACUACGUGGUCAGCGGGUGAAGCAGCUGGUUCCAAAUCAGUGCGACUUUGUGCAGCCUGGAGAACGUUACCGCUCUUUCGAUCCGGCGCGCAAGGAGCGGUUCGUGAACCGGAUCGCGAAACUGCUAACAGAUGAGCGCGUGACCCCAGAGCUGCGAGCCAUCUGGCUGGAGCUCUGGAGCAAAUGCGAUGCUGAACUGGGCGCAGCGCUGGCGACCAGAGUGAAGCAGUGUACAAUGUGA
Cyanidioschyzon merolae strain 10D is the source of this 1491-nucleotide messenger RNA. Its product is annotated as catalase. Gene Ontology annotation, cellular component: cytoplasm. The coding region runs from base 1 to 1491 and encodes 496 amino acids. The transcript has a single exon. Lineage: Eukaryota; Rhodophyta; Bangiophyceae; Cyanidiales; Cyanidiaceae. The record is from RefSeq and is a predicted model, not a curated record. Gene Ontology annotation, molecular function: catalase activity; heme binding. Gene Ontology annotation, biological process: response to hydrogen peroxide; hydrogen peroxide catabolic process.